UGCCUGCCUUCGGUUCCGAAAAGCCACGGCGUCUCGCCCGGGUUGAAUUUUGGUUUUCAAACCCGGCUCAGACAGGAUCCUGAGACCCCUGGCCAUCCCCACAGCUCAUCCCCAGCUGCCACUCACUGCAGACGCGGAUCUCAGGACAAGACUGGGUUUGCUGCCGCUCUGUCGCCGCCGGGACAGGUCAGGAUCCAGGCCUUGUGGCCUCUACCCGAGCUCCCAACUCCGCCGCCCCAGCCAUGGCACAGAAACCCAAGAUAGACCCCCACGUCGGGCGGCUAGGCUACCUGCAGGCGCUGGUCACAGAGUUCCAGGAAACCGAGAGCCAAGAUGCCAAGGAGCAAGUCCUCGCCAACCUCGCUAACUUCGCUUAUGACCCGGGGAACUACCAGUACCUACGGCAACUACAAGUCUUGGACUUAUUCCUUGAUUCUCUGUCGGAAGAGAAUGAAACCCUAAUCAAGUUUGCUAUUGGAGGACUCUGUAACCUGUGCCCGGACAAGGCCAACAAGGAGUACAUCCUGCAGGCAGGGGGCCUCCCGCUCAUCAUCGGCUGCCUGUCCAGUCCUAACGAGGAGACUGUGCUGUCCGCUGUCACCACACUCAUGUACCUGAGCUCACCAGGCUCCCGCUCCCAUCCUGAGUUGACCUCCCUGCCCGUGGUCCAGUGCAUGCUGCGCUUUUCUCUCUCAGCCAGCACACGGCUCCGGAACCUGGCCCAGAUAUUCCUAGAGGACUUCUGCUCCCCGAGCCAGGUGGCUGAGGCCCACAGCCAGCAGGCCCAUUCUGCCCUGGGGAUCCCACUGCCAAAGACUGCCCCACAGCAUCCCCAAUCCAAGGACACUUAAAGAUCCUGCCACUUUCUGCCCGAGACUAGUCCUGGCACAGGUAUAGGAAGCAGAAGGCUAAUAGCACCCUGAGCCCACCCUGAGCCCGUCCUUCGCAAGUGGUGCUCGUUCAGCUGCAUGCAAGCUGCAGUCUUAGCAUGACAGGCAUUUGCAUCUAGGGAAAACAGGAGGAGGGACAAAGCCAGACUUGAGAUACUUAGAGGAGAAAACCAAAGCUGGUAUGGCUUUCAUGGACUGGCACUCAGUAAGUUACAGACAGACCACCACCUCUGCUGCCCCCAGUACCCAGCUAAUGCCCUUGUGUAAGAAGCUGUGCCCCUGGGAGAGUGGCCAGUACCAUGAGUGUCCAGAGUAAUUUUGAUGGCUAGAGAUCAAUCAGCCUUAUUGUCUGGGGAAAUGCUGUGGGUUGACUCCUCCAGCGUUGAGGCUGAGCAUCUGGGCAUGGUAGCGUGGACUUGGAGAGCUGCAGAAAGGAAACCACUGUCUACACAACCCUGCUCUCUGCCAGGCGCCCUGCCCCAUGAGGAACGGGGAGGUGAAGUUUCUUCCCUUGGGUAUCACAGUGUAAUGAGUGCUAACUCAAUGGCCACCGGCCAUGAAGAACAAGGCCCUGCAUGUGUGAGAGCAGAAUGAAGGAGAGCCGAGGGCACCCGGGAAGCCCUGUCUCUCUGGAGCGGCCCUACAUAGGAUCCUGGGGUUACCCAGCAAGACAGUGACUUCUGCUCUAUUUUACCAGGCUGUGGACCUCUCAUGUGCCAGCUGCCAAGUGUGGCGUCCCUGUCUCCUCAAAAGAGUUGCUCUGGCCCCCUUUGCCUAUGGGUCAGAUCUUCUGACACUUGGGUGGGAGCCCUGAACAGGAACCCUUCAUGGCUAUCCCAGUCUGCUUCCCGCCAUCCUCUCAGGAGCCGCGAGCCUCCAGUAGGCGCUGUCAACCCCUCAGGAGCCACGAGCCUCCCGUAGGCGCUGUCAACCCCUCAGGAGCCGCGAGCCUCCCGUAGGCGCUGUCAACCCCUCAGGAGCCGCGAGCCUCCAGUAGGCGCUGUCAACCCCUCAGGACUUGGCUGCAGACCUUCCAUAAAGACACCUAGAAACUGAAUGUCAGAGGACCGUGGCGGCUCAACCUCUAAUCUGACCCCUUGAGAGACAGGAGCAGGAUAGCGAUGAGUCUGGUCCAGCCUACCUAGUAAGUUCCUGACCAAAGGUCCCAACAGAGUCUAAGAGACAGCAAGCUCCUGCAACUGGUGACCCCGCCCUCCUCUGCCGGUGAGAAAACAUGGAAUUAGGGGAUAGGUGAAGAGUAGUCCUGACAGGAAGUUGGAGUUUAGGAAAAAUGGCGGCCCUGAUCACUCAGCAUUGUCCCCCUCAGAUGGGCAACGAAAGCUGAGGAAGGAGAUCUACAAGGGCUGGAGGGGGGCUGUCUCCCCCCAGACACUAGCCCUCUCCUAUCCCAGGAAAAGGGGCAUCAAAAAACCAAGGCCUUGCGUUUGGUUUUUAUUUUUAUUAAAAACCUCCUGAU
Messenger RNA from Mus pahari (shrew mouse), 2367 nucleotides. It is a transcript of the gene Armc7, whose product is annotated as armadillo repeat containing 7. The transcript has 3 exons. The record is from RefSeq and is a predicted model, not a curated record. Bases 243 to 851 code for a protein of 202 amino acids. Gene Ontology annotation, molecular function: protein binding. NCBI's taxonomy places the organism in Eukaryota, Metazoa, Chordata, Mammalia, Rodentia, Muridae.